This is a messenger RNA of Brachypodium distachyon (stiff brome), 503 nucleotides long. Its product is annotated as 60S ribosomal protein L39. Gene Ontology annotation, cellular component: cytosolic large ribosomal subunit; ribosome. Lineage: Eukaryota; Viridiplantae; Streptophyta; Magnoliopsida; Poales; Poaceae. The record is from RefSeq and is a predicted model, not a curated record. Gene Ontology annotation, molecular function: structural constituent of ribosome. Gene Ontology annotation, biological process: translation. The transcript is spliced from 3 exons. The coding region runs from base 152 to 307 and encodes 51 amino acids.
CAAUUGACUAUCCGGUGUAAACAAAGCCCAAUACUACUCGUCUUCACUAUAUAAUCCUCACUGUCCGCCACUUCGACGAUUCACGGACCUAGGGUUUCUUCGUCUCCGCCGCCGCCGCCGCCGCCGCCGCGUCUUCGUCUCCGCCGCGACGAUGCCGUCCCACAAGACCUUCCGCAUCAAGCAGAAGCUGGCGAAGAAGAUGCGCCAGAACCGCCCCAUCCCCUACUGGAUCCGCAUGCGGACCGACAACACCAUCAGGUACAACGCGAAGCGCAGGCACUGGCGCCGCACCAAGCUUGGGUUCUAAGCAGGGGAUGCUGCAGCUUGGGAAAGCCAUGGUUCAAGACUUAUCUGCAUUUUGUUUUAUGGAUGUUUCAGUGUUAUGCAAGUUAGGAAGUGAUUCCAGGAUGCUUUUGUUAAGAUUUUGGUGAUGUUAAGAGAAUUGCUUGUACUCUGGUGUACUGAUGAUGCCAUGCUGUGCUAAGUAAAGAACCAUUCCUAUA